AUGUCCUUGUUUGAUUAGUUUAAACCAACAAGGGCUGGCUAAAUAAAAAUCAAGUAGAGCAAUUAAUUUUAUAUAUAUACAAGGGCAAAGUAAAAGACUAUGUAAAAUGGAAAUGAUGAAUGGUAAAAUAUAACUUAAGAACAUGAAUUUACAUAUUGGGAUUCUGGUUACUUAAAGUAUAAGACUAUUAAAUUCUAAAUUACAUUUACUAAAGAAAAGAAAAUCAAGUACACUAAAGAUGGAUAGAUUCUUAGAACGUAUUUUUAUCCCCCAUAUUCAGUGAUUAAGUACUUGAUUCUUUCUAAAAACCUGAAAUCUUUAAUAAUUUAGAAUAGAUUAAUAAUCUUAAGUGGUCUGGAAAAUACGGGCAGAACUCUUUGAAAGUAGGUAGGUGGACAGCUGACUGGAAUAAUGAAACCAUUUAAGAAGUUGGUGGAUAAUACUCUCAGUGUGGAUAGAAGUAAGGUUUAUGGAAAGAUUUAUCAAAAAAUUAUUGGAGGUAGAAUUUAGUUAUAAAUCGAAAUUAAGUGAAGCACAAAUUUUUGAUGUUGGGCUCUACAUUGAUAAUUAAAGAAGCGGAAUUUGGAAGUAUAUCUACAAAAAUAGUGAAAUGUAUUUCUCAAUUUAUUAGUUGUUUAGAGGUGGAGGUUCAUAUAAUGAGUAAGGUGAAAAGAAUAGUAAAUGGCUAGAGCUGAGUGAUAACUUUUGGAAGUAAAAAGAAAUUUUGAAUUUUAAUUAAUAGUUAAAGUUAAGUCAUUUAUGAAGGUGAAUAUAAGAGUGGUAAAAAAUUUGGUCUGUGGAAUGUUUUAUAUAAAGGGAACGGGUAGAGAUAAUUAAAAUAAAUGUAAAUUGAAAAUUUUAAAUAAAUUUAGUGCUAGCGGAUGAUAUAAUUAACUAUAUGACAAGGAUGAAAUUGUAGAUUCCAUCAAAGUUGGGAAAUGGAUUGAGUUGAAUGAUAAGUUUUGGGAGUACUAUUUUUUAUUAAUAAUAAUUUUCUAAGUUUGGCUUAAGUUUUACUUAUCGGUGAUUAUAAAAAUGGGAGAAAAGUUGGUAGAUGGGAUACAUUACACAGAAUAAGAAAUAAUAAACCUUUUGAAAUAAUGUAAUUAUUUUUAUUAACUCUUGAUUCCUGAAUUUAGUGGUGGAGGAUCUUAUGAUAAAAAUCUAGAAGGUCAUACUGUUUCAGAUUCACUUAAGAUAGGCAAGUGGAUUGAGUUAAGUGAAGGGUUCUGGAGGUAUUGCAUUUAAUUUAGUUUAUUAGAGAUAGCAAAAUCACUUAUAAUGGUGAAUACUAAAAUGGUAUUAAAGUAGGGUAAUGGGAUAUUUAUUAUUUUGAUGAUGAUGCUGAAAAAAUUCAAUUGAUGUAUUUUACUAUAACAUUUUUUUUCUUAAUUUAGUGGUCGUGGUUCAUUUGUUGAAAAAAUUAAUGAUUAAAAUCUUUUGGGUUCAUUAAAGACAGGUAUAUGGAUUGAAUUGAGUGAUGGGUUUAAGAGGUAAUUUAUUGGGAUUAAUUAUCGCUAUUAGCAAUAGUGAAGUCACUUAUAAAGGGGAAUAUGAAAACGGUAAAAAAGUAGGAAGAGGAAUAUAUUUUAUAAGGAUGAUUUGAUGUAAUAGUUAUUAAUAUUUCUCCAAAUAAAAUUUCAUGUGUUUUGCUAAAGUGGAGGAGGACAAUAUGAAAAGUUAAAAGAUAAUCAUAUGGGUGAUUCGAUUAAGGUCGGAAAGUGGAUCGAAGAAAUCGAGGGAUUUUAUGAGUAAAAUUGAGAAAAAUAUCUAUUAGGUAUGGAUAAGUCUUUUAUUGUGUUGAAUAUCUUAUUGGAAAAAAAGUUGGCAUAUGGUAUUAAAUGUUUGGAGACAAUAUAUUGUAAAUUUUAAACAUUAAUUUAUUUAGGGAUGAAGAAAAUUAUUUGAAUUGAA
Messenger RNA from Paramecium pentaurelia, 1914 nucleotides. Lineage: Eukaryota; Ciliophora; Oligohymenophorea; Peniculida; Parameciidae. The record is from the annotation of a GenBank genome assembly.